AUUUGUGAAAACAAAUAUUUCAAUAUUAUUUUUUAUGUAAAACAGAACUCUAGUUUUGGUGCUGUUAGUUUGCGCUGCAGUGCAAGUAUUUGGAGAACCAGUUGUUGUCUCCUAAUCCUUCACAGGAAAUGAUUUUGCAGAUGCUGAUGGUUGGGUUACUGCUGGAGGACCAGCUCACGUUACAGAAUGCAGUGGCACAAAGAUGUUCGGAGGUUUCAAUAAAUUCGGUGCUAAGGCUGUUGCAAGUAAAGUUUUUGAACUUCCCCCACAUUCAUUGAUUAAUUUGAAGCUUCAAUUUUGGAAGAUUGACUCAUGGGACAAUGAAGAAGGAUAUAUCUUUGUUGAUGAUUAAUUAGUUUGGUCAAGAAAGUUCUAAUACAAUGAAGGUGAUGGACAAAAAUGUGGUCAAGGUGGUGAUUGGAAGGAAAUGCUCGUCAAUCUCAAUUUGAACAUUAAGCACACCGGUCCAACAGCCGUUGUUGUUAUCACAUCCAACUUGAAUGAAGCUGCCGAUAAUGAAUCAUGGGCCUUCAGAGACUUUGUGAUUGCAGUUGAAAAAUGUCCAAAUGGAUGUUCUGCUUGUUAAGUUGACGAAAAGGCAGAGAGCUGCAGUUUCUGGUAAUCCUUUUCUUCCAGUUGGGGAGCCUUAGAUGCUAACUAACUCGGAGCUGAUGGUUGGGAUGUUGCUGGUGGAGCCUCAUCUGCUACACAAUGCGGUGCUGCUGCUUUGUUCGGUGGUUUUGAUAAGACAGGUGCUAGAGCAGUCGUCAGUAAGGUUCUUAAGGUCAAGCCCCAUUACAAGCUUAAGAUUAAGGUUCUUUGGGCUAAGAUUGACUCUUGGGACAAUGAAGCUGCUUAAAUCAAGGUCGACGGAAAAUUAGUUUGGGAAAGAAGAUUCUAAUGGCAUGAGGGUUACUUCGGUAAGAUCUGCGGUUGCCCAGUCUUCGAAUGGAAAUCAAUGUUUGCAAGAACAGAAGUCGAUAUUGAUCACACUGGUGAAUAAGCCAAGAUCGAAUUCACAUCCACUCUUGAUGAAGCACCAAACAAUGAAUCUUUCGGUUUGAGAGAUUUGUACAUCUACUUGGCUGCUUGUUCUGACAACUGUGCUGAAUGUACAGGACCAAAGGAUACUGAUUGCAAGAAAUGCUCCAACAACUGGGCUUUAGUCGGAGGUAAAUGCCAAGCCUUACCAAACUUCAUUCUCUUGGAAUAAUCCUUCUUGGAAGACAAAUUCACAGGAGUCAACGGUUGGGUUCUCACAGGAAACAAGGCAGGAAGAACAGUUGCUGAAUGCAAUGGUAAAUCAAUGGUUGGAGGUUUUGAUAUUAUGGGUGCUGGUGGUAAGGCUACCAAAACAUUUGAAAUCCCACCACACAAGAGACUUAGAUUAUAAACAACCAUCUAUAAGAUCGACUCCUGGGAUGGAGAGUUCAUGAUGAUCAAGGUCGACGGAACUGAUGUUUGGAAGACAUCUUGGAAUCUUUAAACCGGAGGUGCCAAUAUUUGCGGACAAGGUGUUUGGUGGGACGGUUUCACCGGUGUUGAUGAAAUCUUCAAUCAUCAAUCUCCAAAGGCUGAAAUCAUCUUCACAUCUACUUUAGAUCAAGAUGCUGCCGAUGAAUCAUGGGGUUUCAGAGACUUCAAAUUAUGGUAUGAACCAAAGGAAGCCUGCGCUGUCUUCUACAGUGAAUGCGACUUCAAGGGAGCUUCAUUCGAAUUCUGCUCUAAAUCACCAAACUUCUAGAAUGACAACAUUCCUCCUUAAAUUAGAUCCAUCAAGGUCCCACCUUAAGGAAGAGUCACCCUUUACGAGAGCACCGAUUAUAACGGAAAGAAGGUCACCUAUUCAUCAGAUCAAGCUUGCAUCCAAAGCUUUGAUUUUGCCCUUAUCCAAAUGAGCGGACACGUUGAAGGUGGCUGGGUUGAAGUUGAAUAAUGAUCUAAUAUAUACAUAUCAUAGGGAUCUAAAAAUAACAUCAUUUUUAAA
Paramecium tetraurelia is the source of this 1987-nucleotide messenger RNA. RefSeq lists its product as uncharacterized. The record is from RefSeq and is a predicted model, not a curated record. NCBI's taxonomy places the organism in Eukaryota, Ciliophora, Oligohymenophorea, Peniculida, Parameciidae. The transcript has 7 exons.